This is a messenger RNA of Drosophila obscura, 1400 nucleotides long. RefSeq names its product beta-1,3-galactosyltransferase 5-like. The transcript is spliced from 3 exons. The record is from RefSeq and is a predicted model, not a curated record. Gene Ontology annotation, molecular function: hexosyltransferase activity. Lineage: Eukaryota; Metazoa; Arthropoda; Insecta; Diptera; Drosophilidae. Bases 1 to 1314 code for a protein of 437 amino acids. Gene Ontology annotation, cellular component: membrane.
AUGCGGUUCUUUAUGUUUUUAGGUUCUGUCAUUAUAAUUACCUACAUCUACGCCUCUCUCUCGGCGAAGGAAAGGAAACCCCUCCAUUCCGUUGGAGGGUUUACGAUGCGCCAUGAUAUCGAGGAAAAUGUUACAAGGCAAGUCAACGGCAGCAACAAUCAUGGGAAAACCAUUGAAAAUUAUCAGCACACCGAAAGAGGCAUCAUGCCGGAGAAGAAAAAUCUCGUUUUAGUGCAUAGCACUAAAACCUUUUCGGCUGAUUUAAAUCCACUGCCAAAGUCGGCGGAGAGCGAGGAUAUCAAGAACAUUAUACGGAACAGACUUUUGAAAUACCCAAGGAAACCCAAAAAGAUGCUACGCAAUCGGAAUCAGUCCCUGAAACCCCUAACCACUGUAAGCAGUGUAAAAACAUCAAGUGCUGCACCCGUAUUACCUGUACUUACUCCAGUACUUACAAUGAAGCUCUAUGAAACCGGCCACCUGAACGAAGAGAUUGAUAUACAGAGAAUAUGCACACACGGGGGAUCAAGUUUAAAGCUGCUCAUUCUGAUCACCUCAGCACAGUCCCACUCUAUGGAGAGAAUGUCGAUCAGACAGACCUGGAUGCACUAUGCAAGUUGGCGAGAUGUGGGCAUGGCCUUUGUCCUCGGCCGCACUACGAAUGCGACCCUUAAGGAGUCUCUCAACCAGGAGAACUAUAUUUAUGGCGAUAUGAUACGUGGAAACUUCAUAGACUCGUACUUAAAUCUCACUCUAAAGACGAUCUCGAUGCUUGAAUGGGUAGAUACGCACUGUCCCCGUGUGAAGUACAUCCUUAAGACCGAUGACGAUAUGUUCAUCAAUGUUCCUAAGCUGCUGGACUUCAUAGACGAGCACAAGGAUAAGCGAACCAUUUAUGGUCGCCUGGCCGAGGAGCAGGAGCCUGAACGCAAUAGGGGAUCCAAGUAUUUUGUACCAUAUCAUCAAUUUAGGGGCGCCGAGUUCCCAAAGUAUACCACCGGAGGAGCCUACCUCCUCACUGGAGACAUUGUACAUGAGCUUUACAUGGAAUCGCUCAAUAUGUAUUAUGUGCAACUGGAGGAUGUCUUCACAACGGGCAUUGUGGCCCAAAGCUUGAAGAUUAGGAGGGUGCAGGCUGAUGAAUUUCGCAACGUUCGUACCACAUUCAACGCUUGCUACAUUCGCAGCGUGAUCAGUGUGAAUAAACUCGAGGUACACGAACAAUACUAUCUUUGGAGGAAGAUGCUGGACCCUUCUAUUAAGUGUAAAGGGAUUUGGAGAAUGAGCUGCGGCGCUGUAGAACAGCCAAAGUGAACUCCUUUAAGUUUUGAGAAUGAUUGAUCCAAAAAUUGGUUGAACAAAGAUGUAGACAUAUGUAAAAAAUAAAUCUAUGUAAGAGA